Messenger RNA from Camponotus floridanus (Florida carpenter ant), 2409 nucleotides. RefSeq names its product cytohesin-1 (gene step). Gene Ontology annotation, biological process: regulation of ARF protein signal transduction. The record is from RefSeq and is a predicted model, not a curated record. The transcript is spliced from 6 exons. Gene Ontology annotation, molecular function: guanyl-nucleotide exchange factor activity. Lineage: Eukaryota; Metazoa; Arthropoda; Insecta; Hymenoptera; Formicidae. Bases 501 to 1826 code for a protein of 441 amino acids.
GAGUCGCGCGACGGUAGUGGACGUGUUUGCCGUUGCGCUCUCGAGGUUUCGGUAGAGUCGGUCGGUCCGUGGUUUAUCGCGCUCAAAACUUGUCGCCUUUAUCUCCACGUGAAACGCGUUACGCACUUGUUGCCUUUCGCGUGACUCGAUUAUUCAUCCGAAUGGUGCGGAGAACCUCACUUUCCCACGAGUACGCGCGAAAACUGGGAAAGAAGCGGAUAUAAUUAUAUAAAGCGUGCUUUAAAAGAGAGUCGCCGUCGUCGUCGUCGCGCAGGUCGGUCGUUGCACUUCCGACCGCGUGCUCGGCGACCCUUGUAUCUUGUCUAUUCUUUGUCGGGUUGUAACUCGAGCGAUGUCGCGGCUCGCGUGCGACCGAGGUGACGAGCGACGCGGGGUCGUGCGAAGCGCGUGUCGUUCAACGUCCAGAAAGACGGGACACGCAAAGUGAGGGAGCGAGGGGAGCGAGGGGCCGAGGGAUAAAAGUGCGAAACGCGGGCAACAUGAUCUUCACCGGCAGAUCGGUGGACGCUCUCGACGAGGUGCGCGGCACCGGGACAGGUGGUGUCCGUUCAGCAGCGGACGGCGGACGCCGGGACGCGAGCACGAUCGCUAUCGCUGCUGGGUGGUUCUCCAGUUUGCGAAGACCCGGCAAGAAGGGCAAGAAGAACCUGAAUCAGAAGCAGACCAAGAGCGCCUGGGAUCUCAGCCUCCUGUCCACCACGCAACUGAAAGAUGAAUUGGGCGAGGUUGUCGCAGAAAUGGAGGCGAUGGAGGGCGGUGGACUUACGGCCGACGAGACGAAACCGUCCAACAAGGCCAAGCAGACGUCGAUCGGCCGCAAGAAAUUCAAUAUGGAUCCCAAGAAGGGCAUCGAGUACCUGAUAGAGCACAACCUGUUGGCACCGACGCCGGAAGACGUCGCUCAGUUCCUUUACAAGGGCGAAGGUCUCAACAAAACUGCGAUCGGCGACUAUCUUGGCGAACGGCACGACUUUAAUGAACGGGUGCUGCGAGCCUUCGUCGAGUUGCACGAUUUCACCGAUCUCAUAUUGGUGCAGGCCCUACGCCAGUUCCUCUGGUCGUUCCGAUUACCCGGCGAGGCGCAGAAGAUCGAUCGCAUGAUGGAGUGUUUCGCUCAAAGGUACUGCCAGCUCAACCCGAAUAUCUUCACCAAUACGGACACUUGCUACGUGUUGAGCUUCGCCAUCAUUAUGUUAAAUACUUCGUUACAUAAUCCGAGCGUUAAGGAUAAGCCCAGCGUGGAGCAGUUUAUUUCAAUGAACCGAGGGAUUAAUAACGGGGGAGACCUACCGCGAGAGCUGCUUGUGAGUUUAUACGAGAGUAUAAAAACCGAGCCUUUUAAAAUACCAGAAGACGAUGGCAACGACUUGAUGCACACCUUCUUUAACCCUGAUAAAGAGGGUUGGCUGUGGAAGCAAGGUGGACGGUACAAGAGUUGGAAGAGGCGAUGGUUUAUAUUGAACGACAAUUGUUUAUACUAUUUCGAAUAUACAACGGACAAGGAACCACGUGGCAUCAUUCCGCUAGAAAAUAUUCAGGUCCGAGAGAUUCAGGACCGACACAAACCGCACUGUUUUGAAUUAUAUGCCGCUGGUUCCGAGUUCAUAAAGGCAUGCAAGACUGACAGUGAAGGAAAGGUUGUCGAAGGAAAACAUACCGUAUACAGAAUGUCCGCAGCUACUGACGAGGAAAAGGAUGAAUGGAUCAAAUGCGUGCGGCAAAGUAUAUCGCACAACCCUUUUUACGAUAUGCUGGCGGCGCGAAAGAAGAAGGCACAGAAAACUAAUGUACAUUCGAAGAGUUAAGCGCUGCCACAAGCCGGGUUUCUCGGCGUAUUAGAAGACUGCUUAUUUGCGAUCCAACGUUACGUUUGAUAUGUAUCGUAGAAUACAAUCAAAUCAUAUACAAUGGCGAAAAUUCAUUGUGAGAGUACGCCGAAAGCGUUAAAAAACAUGUUGGUGGAAACUAGACACGGUGAUAUGACACAAAAUAUCACUGCAGGGAAUUGCUGCGAUUAUGUAGAAUAUGAUAUUAAUAUGGCAUCGUUCGUAGACUGAGCACGGAAUAUAGAAUCGGUGCGAUGUCCCUCGAGUGCAAAAUAGAUAAAUAGAUGAAAGUUACAUCAAUGAAGGUAAUGUACCAUAACGCACCAUUAUAACACGAUGCUUGAUCAGCAUUAUAUAUCGUUAUCGAAAAGGAUUUUGCACUACAGAGGCCUAGCCAUAAAUUUAAAUAGACUGCUUCUAUAUUUUUUUUUAUAAAAGAAAAUAGAACGAUAUUGAUUCACAUAUAUUGGAAAUCAAAGUCUUUAAAUAAUAACUGUACCGCCGGUUAAUUGCUAUCAAAAUGAUAUAUAUGCGAACAAACAAAAUGAUUAUUGAAAUUUAU